This is a messenger RNA of Annulohypoxylon truncatum, 3057 nucleotides long. Its product is annotated as P-loop containing nucleoside triphosphate hydrolase protein. Bases 359 to 2770 code for a protein of 803 amino acids. NCBI's taxonomy places the organism in Eukaryota, Fungi, Ascomycota, Sordariomycetes, Xylariales, Hypoxylaceae. Gene Ontology annotation, molecular function: protein binding. The transcript is spliced from 7 exons. The record is from RefSeq and is a predicted model, not a curated record.
UUGGAGUUGCUCGUUUUUAUCGACUUUUAUCACUUAUAUUAUAUGCCUAUAUCUAUAUGGGAUAAGGCAAUCAAUACUCAUUUUACCGAAUUGUAUCACGUACCUAGGUACCUAGGUACCUCAGAUGUUACGCCUACCGAGCUCUUGAGGGCUGUCGACCAAUUGCACGAUUUCGUAUGAGAUUACCGGUGAUUCGCUGGAAUGAGGAGGGGGUCGGAAACAAUAACCAGUGUCAGCCGCACGAGGCAGGCGGUUAAUGGACUUGAUCUUUUCUGCUCUAGCUAGCAGGAUGCCCAGAUUCGCUACUCCUCCUCUACCUCAUCAGAAUAGCUUAUGAAAUUAUCGUCAUAGACUCAUAAUGCCUUCGUGGAGAAAGAAGUUGUUCAAGAGAUCAAGUCACGAUGCAUCCAGUGCCGCAUCGCGGUCUCUGCCAACGACGGACGUUGGAUGGCCUCACGGGCUAGAGGUCGUGUACGAAGGCCCUGAAGCUAGUCUCGACAUUGUCGCAAUUCAUGGCCUGAAUGGUCACCGAGAAAACACGUGGACCGCAGAUAACGAUGUCCACUGGCUACGUGACUUGCUUCCGAAAGACUUACCUAACGUCCGAAUUCUGACCUGGGGCUACGAUGCCAACACGCAUGCUAGUGAUAGGGUGAACUGUCAAUAUAUAUAUGACCACGCUCGAGAGCUUGUGGGUGACUUAACCCGCAUGCGAACUCUGACUAACUCCAACGAACGGCCGAUCAUUUUCGUGGCUCAUAGCUUGGGAGGCAUUGUGGUCAAAAGCGCCCUCAUUCACGCUGACGCCGCCCGUCAAGGUGCGCAUUACGAACAUCGAUCGGUGAAGACUUCGACUUAUGGUAUUAUCUUCAUGGGCACUCCUCAUCAAGGCGGUACCGGUGUGAAGCUAGGAUGCUUCUUAGUGAAUAUUGCGUCUAUAUUUGUAGCGGCCGACGAUCGCGUGUUAAAGCAUCUAGAAAGAGACUCCGAAUUGUUGCAACAGCAACUUGGCCAGUACGGUCCGAUUAGCGGCGACUUUGUGACCAAAUUUGCUUACGAGACAUAUGAGACUUCCACCCUACUCGGUCAUAAGAUGAUGGUAGUACCAAAGGCGUCGGCGGUCGUACUUGGGCAGGCCGAUGCCGAACCAAUUGCCAUCUAUUCAGACCACAUCCAUAUGGUUAAAUAUCCUUCGAGAAAUGAUAGGGGAUAUAGAAAAGUUUCGGAGAACCUGCAGAUCAUGGCAAAGGACGCUGUGGAAGCUGUCCGGUCGCGGUGGGAGGCGGAGAUCCGGUUGGACAAUGCGCGAAGAAACAAUCCUACCUCGUUCUCACUGCCUCUCGACUUAUCGCAGGUUACCGAUGUGCCCCGUUUCGUAGCAAGGGAAGAUGAGAUCCAACGAAUGCAUGGGAUCUUAAGAAAGGCCGAAGGCCGUCGGACGGUCAUCCUGCAUGGGCUCGGCGGCAUUGGUAAGACCCAGCUAGCAAGAGAGUACAUUAAGCGUCACCGAGACCACUUUACUGCUGCGGUCUGGCUGAACGCACGAGACGCGACAUCGUUGCAGCAGAGCUAUUUGCAAACAGCUCAACGGAUACACAAUCGUGCACCGGUGAUUUACGUCAGCAAUGCCGUCCAGAACCAGGACCCCAAAGAAUGUGUGGAGGCUGUCAAACGAUGGUUGGAUGAGCCUGCUAAUGAUGGCUGGAUCGUUAUCUAUGAUAACUACGAUGAUCCCAAGUUCGGUGCUCCUCAACCUUUCAACGGGGAAAGCAGUGAAAAUGCGGGUCGUGGUCUGCUUGUAGAUGAACACAGCCAGGCCGCGUCACGGGACGAGUACUUCGCCCAGGGAGCGUUUGAUAUUCGACCGUUCCUUCCCGUCACUGACCAUGGCGCUAUCAUCAUGACGACCAGAUCUGCCGAAGUCGAACUUGGUGAAUAUAUUAGGGUAAAGAAACUGACCGACCCGAAAAGUGGCCUCGACAUUUUGGCUUCUACCUCCCGUCGAGAGGAGAUUGAUCAAGACAAAGAUGCUGGGGACCUCGUCAAGCUUCUUGAUGGGCUUCCUUUAGCCCUCGCGACGGCUGGCGCAUACCUAAAGGGGGUCCCUGCAACGACUUUUGCCGACUAUAUCACAUUAUACAAGGAAUCAUGGGAGCAACUACAAAAGAGCACUCCACGAAUCAUGUCAUACGAGGACCGUGCCCUUUACUCAACUUGGAACAUCUCUUUCCUACACAUCAAACACCAAAAUCCAGCGUCGGCAGCACUACUCCGCCUGUGGGCGUAUUUUGAUCACGAGGAUUUGUGGUAUGAGCUAUUACAUGAAAGACGCAAGUCUCAAUACCUUCAGGGGAUUGUGGGCGACAGAAUCAACUUUGAUAAGGCCAUCCGCGUACUGCAUGAUCAUGGCUUGAUAGAGGCAGACAUAUCGAUCGAAGAAAGAGCGGGGGAAUCACAGGGCUAUAGUAUGCACGGGUGUGUACAUUUAUGGACACAGCACAUACUAAAUGAGGACCCACAUGGAGAAGGUUUGCAGAUGGCACGGGUAGCCAUGGAAUGUGUCGCCUGGCACGUACCACAAGAGGACUCUAGGGAAUAUUGGUUGAUUGAGCGCCGACUUCUAAAGCACGUCGACCGGUGCUUGACAAGGAUGGAGCAAUCCAUACAGUUGAAUAAAGGAGUCGAAUAUGUUUGGUCGAAUUUAGGCCUAUUAUAUGCGCGUCAAGGUCAACUAGCAAAAGCGGAAAUACUACAGGAGCGAGCUCUUUAAGGUAGAGAAAAGGCAUUAGGACCUGAACACACAUCAAUGUUCGAUAUAAUUAAUAAUCUAGGUCUUGUUUACCGGAAUUAAGGUUGAUUGGAAGAAGUAGAAGCAAUGUAUAAACGAGUUCUUUAAGGCUAUGAGGCAUUAGGACCUGAACAUAUAUUAAUGCUUGAUAUAAUUAAUAAUUUAGGUCUUGUUUAUCGGAAUUAAAGUUGAUUGGAAAAAGUAGAAAUAAUGUAUAAACGAGUUUUUUAAGGCUACGAGAAGGCAUUAGGACCUGAACAUAUAUUAAC